AUGGAUCACACAUCCGCCCACAGUGCUGCGACUUUGAGUCCAACAAGAGAGGCAACAGUGGCAUACAAUCACGACGACGACGCCAUAAAAGCCAAAGAAGAAGAAAAAGUCCUAAAACACGUCCAUGAUGCACAUGUGCAUGACAUUUUUGUACAAGAAGCUGCUCCUCCUGCUGCUGUCGAGGUUGCAGAUGACCAUGGUCAUUCUCAUGAAACAUCCUGUGAAGCUCAAGUCAUGGAAAAUUACAACCUAUCUUUCAGAAUAGGCUCCCUGUUCAUCAUUAUGGGCACAUCGGCUAUUGGUGUAUUUGCUCCCAUCCUUAUAUACCGUAUCAGUCCUUAUAAAGAAGGCGGAUUGCGUGAUUGGACACUCACAGCCGGUAAAUUUUUCGGUACGGGUGUCAUCAUUGCCACUGCUUUUAUACACAUGCUACCAGAAGGCCUUGAAAAAUUUGAUUCUGAAUGUAUCGGCGAAGGCUGGCAUUCCUAUCAUGCUUUUGGUGGUCUGUUCUGCCUUAUUUCUUCUUUCUUACUGCAACUGGUGGAAUUGGCUGCCCUUUCAAAACUAGACUCUCUUGCCCAAAAGAACGAUGAUGCCAUGGUGGAGAAAGGUCUCGUCCCUAUGCCGACUCACACACAUAAGCACCCUGUUCCCUACGAACAUUGUCAUCACGGUAUCCACGAAGAAGGACAUGUGCAUUCUGCUGGUUUCUUGGAAAGUGAUCAAUCGAUGCGUAAUAUUGGUACUUUUAUCUUGGAGUUGGGUAUUCUCAUGCAUUCUAUCAUUAUUGGUAUCACUUUGGGUACAGAAGAUGAAGAAAGCGUCAUGACCCUCCUGAUUGCUCUGGUCUUCCAUCAAUUUUUUGAAGGCAUUGCCCUCGGAAGCCGUAUCAAUGAUUUGCACUGCAAAUGCUGGAAGAAACCCGUCCUGAUGGGCCUUUUGUUCAUCAUCAUGACUCCCAUCGGUAUCGCUAUUGGCAUCGGCAUUAGAAACACAUUGAACCCUGGUUCGUCUAUUCUUGCUCAGGGCAUCUUGGAUUCUCUGUCGGCGGGUAUCUUGCUCUACAAUGCCUACGUCUCUUUGAUGAGCAUUGAAAUUAAUCAUAAUGUCGGAUUCAGAAAGUCUCCUUGGUUCCGCAAACUAUUUUGCUUCCUCUUUAUGUAUUGUGGUGCGGCUCUCAUGGCUGUCUUGGGUACUUGGGCCUAA
Molecule: messenger RNA, 1206 nt
Organism: Mycotypha africana
Lineage: Eukaryota; Fungi; Mucoromycota; Mucoromycetes; Mucorales; Mycotyphaceae
Product: ZIP zinc transporter-domain-containing protein
Exons: 3
Coding region: 1-1206 (401 amino acids)
Biological process (GO): zinc ion transmembrane transport
Cellular component (GO): plasma membrane
Molecular function (GO): zinc ion transmembrane transporter activity
Source: RefSeq, a predicted model, not a curated record